Saimiri boliviensis boliviensis (Bolivian squirrel monkey) is the source of this 3418-nucleotide messenger RNA. RefSeq names its product integrin subunit alpha 2b (gene ITGA2B). The record is from RefSeq and is a predicted model, not a curated record. Gene Ontology annotation, cellular component: integrin complex; external side of plasma membrane. Gene Ontology annotation, biological process: integrin-mediated signaling pathway; angiogenesis; cell adhesion mediated by integrin. Lineage: Eukaryota; Metazoa; Chordata; Mammalia; Primates; Cebidae. Gene Ontology annotation, molecular function: integrin binding.
CCCACUUCUCAGCAAGUUACUUCAGGUUCCAGUUCGAUAAGAAAAGACUUCCUGUGGAGGAAUCUGAAAGGAAGAAGGAGGAGCUGGCCCAUUCUUGCCUAGGAGGUUGUGGAAGAAGGAAGAUGGCCAGGGCUUUGUGUCCACUGCAAGCCCUCUGGCUUCUAGAGUGGGUGCUGCUGCUCUUGGGACCUUGUGCUGCCCCUCCAGCCUGGGCCUUGAACCUGGACCCAGUGCAGCUCACCUUCUAUGCAGGCCCCAAUGGCAGCCACUUUGGAUUUUCACUGGACUUCCACAAGGACAGCCAUGGGAGAGUGGCCAUCGUGGUGGGCGCCCCGCGGACCCUGGGCCCCAGCCAGGAGGAGACGGGCGGCGUGUUCCUGUGCCCCUGGAGGGCCGAGGGCGGCCAGUGCUCCUCGCUGCUCUUUGACCUCCGUGAUGAGACCCGAUAUGUAGGCGCCCAGACUUUACAAACCUUCAAGGCCCACCAGGGACUGGGGGCGUCGGUCGUCAGCUGGAGCGACACCAUUGUGGCCUGCGCCCCCUGGCAGCACUGGAACGUCCUAGAAAAGACCGAAGAAGCUGAAAAGACGCCCGUAGGCGGCUGCUUUCUGGCUCAGCCGCAGAGCGGCCGCCGCGCCGAGUACUCCCCGUGUCGCGGAAACACCCUGAGCCGCGUUUACUUGGAAAACGACUUUAGCUGGGACAGGCGUUACUGUGAAGCGGGCUUCAGCUCGGUGGUCACUCAGGCUGGGGAGCUGGUGCUUGGGGCUCCUGGCGGCUAUUAUUUCUUAGGUCUCCUGGCCCAGGCUCCAAUUGCGAAUAUUUUCUCGAGUUACCGCCCGGGGACCCUUUUGUGGCACGUGUCCUCCCAGAGCUUCUCCUUCGACUCCAGCAACCCAGAGUACUUCGACGGCUACUGGGGGUACUCGGUGGCCGUGGGCGACUUCGACGGGGAUCUCAACACUACAGAGUAUGUCGUCGGUGCCCCUACUAGAAGCUGGACCCUGGGAGCCGUGGAAAUUUUGGACUCCUACUACCAGAGGCUGCACCUGCUGCACGGCGAGCAGAUGGCUUCGUAUUUUGGGCACUCAGUGGCUGUCACUGACGUCAACGGGGAUGGGAGGCAUGACCUGCUGGUGGGCGCUCCACUGUACAUGGAGAGCCGAGCAGACCGAAAACUGGCAGAAGUGGGGCGUGUGUAUUUGUACCUGCAGCCCCGAGGCUCCCACGCGCUGGGUGCCCCCAGCCUCCUGCUGACUGGCACACAGCUCUAUGGGCGAUUCGGCUCUGCCAUCGCACCCCUGGGCGACCUCGACCGGGAUGGCUACAAUGACAUUGCAGUGGCUGUCCCCUAUGGAGGUCCCAGGGGCCGUGGCCAAGUGCUGGUGUUCCUGGGUCAGAGUGAGGGGCUGAGCUCACGUCCCUCCCAGGUCCUGGACAGCCCCUUCCCCACAGGCUCUGCCUUUGGCUUCUCCCUUCGAGGUGCCGUAGACAUCGAUGACAAUGGAUACCCAGACCUGAUCGUGGGAGCUUACGGGGUCAGCCAGGUGGCUGUGUACAGAGCCCAGCCGGUGGUGAAAGCCUCUGUCCAGCUACUGGUGCAAGAUUCGCUGAAUCCUGCUGUGAAGAGCUGUGUCCUACCCCAGACUAAGACACCCGUGAGCUGCUUCAACAUCCAGAUGUGUGUUGGAGCCACCGGACACAACAUUCCUCAGAAGCUGUACCUAAAUGCUGAGCUGCAGCUGGACCGGCAGAAGCCCCGCCAGGGCCGGCGGGUGCUACUGCUGGACUCUCAGCAGGCGGGCACCACCCUGAACCUGGACCUGAGCGGAAGGCACAGCCCCAUCUGCCAAACCACCAUGGCCUUCCUUCGAGAUGAGGCAGACUUCCGGGACAAGCUGAGCCCCAUUGUGCUCAGCCUCAACGUGUCCCUGACCCCCAAGGAGGCUGGAAUAGCCCCUGCUGUCAUGCUACAUGGACACACCCAUGUGCAGGAGCAGACGAGAAUCAUCCUGGACUGCGGGGAAGAUGACGUGUGCGUGCCGCAGCUUCAGCUCACUGCCAACGUGACCGGCUCCCCGCUCCUAGUUGGAGCAGAUAAUGUCCUGGAGCUGCAAAUGGACACAGCCAACAAGGGCGAGGGGGCCUACGAAGCAGAGCUCGCUGUGCACCUGCCCCAGGGGGCCCACUACAUGCGGGCCCUCAGCAACGUGGAGGGCUUUGAGAGACUCAUUUGUAAUCAGAAGAAGGAGAAUGAGACCAGCGUGGUGCUGUGUGAGCUGGGCAACCCCAUGAAGAAGAACGCUCAGAUAGGAAUCGCGAUGUUGGUGAGCGUGGGGAAUCUGGAAGAGGCUGGAGAGUCUGUGUCCUUCCAGCUGCAGAUCCGGAGCAAGAACAGCCAGAAUCCAAACAGCAAGAUGGUGCUGCUAGAGGUACCAGUCCGGGCAGAGGCCCAAGUGGAGCUUCGAGGGAACUCGUUUCCAGCCUCCCUGGUGGUGGCAGCAGAAGGUGACAGGGAGCAGAACAGCUUGGUCAGCUGGGGACCCAAAGUGGAGCACACCUAUGAGCUCCACAACAAUGGCCCUGGGACUGUGAACGGCCUUCACCUCCGCAUCCACCUCCCCGGGCAGUCCCAGCCCUCCGACCUGCUCUACGUCGUGGAUCUACAGCCCCAGGGGGGCCUUCAGUGCUCCGCACAGCCUCCCAUCAACCCCCUCCAGGUGGACUGGGGGUUGCCCACCGCCAGCCCCUCCCCCAUCCACCCGGCCCAUCACAAGCGGGAUCGCAGACAGAUCCUCGUGCCGGAGCCCGGGCAGCCCUCGAGGCUUCAGGAUCCCGUUACCGUGAGCUGCGACUCAGUGCCCUGUACUGUGGUGGAGUGUGACCUGCAGGAGAUGGUGCGCGGGCAGCGGGCCAUGGUCACCAUGCUGGCCUUCCUGUGGCUCCCCAGCCUCCGCCAGAAGCCACUGGAUCAGUUUGUGCUGCAGUCACACGCAUGGUUCAACGUGUCCUCCCUCCCCUACACUGUGCCCCCGCUCAGCCUGCCCCAAGGGGAAGCUCAGGUGCGGACUCAGCUGCUCCGGGCCUUGGAGGAGAGGGCCAUUCCGAUCUGGUGGGUGCUGGUGGGCGUGCUGGGCGGCCUGCUGCUGCUCACCCUCCUGGUUCUGGCCAUGUGGAAGGUCGGCUUCUUCAAGCGGAAACGGCCACCCCUGGAAGAAGAUGAUGAAGAGGAGGAGUGAUUGUGCAGCCUGCCCUCUGUUCUGGCAGGAAGGCUGGGCGUGCGACCGGCACCCCUGCUUCUCGUAUAAGUUGCCUCCAAGCUUUCGGUUGGAGCUGUUCUGGAGGGCCCCUUGGUGUCAUUCCACUCCCAACAAAGCUGGGCCACCCCCUCCUGCUACCUAAUAAAGAGGCUGAGCCC